Coregonus sp. 'balchen' is the source of this 6910-nucleotide messenger RNA. The record is from the annotation of a GenBank genome assembly. Lineage: Eukaryota; Metazoa; Chordata; Actinopteri; Salmoniformes; Salmonidae.
CGUGUCUGUGAAUGGUCGACGGAGCAAGCGUGUCACCGCCUCCAUUAUUGUAGCACUUAAAGAGGCAGGGAGAGUGCCAACGCGUAUCUUUACAAGCCCAGAAAAAACCGUGAUUGAGACGUGUUGCUAAAAAUUGGUACGUUUUUUAUUAUUAAUGCAUGAAAGUGUAUGCUCCAGUAAAUUGAGUGAUUUCUGUUGUUGAAAAUAAAAACGUGUACAGUUUAUGCCAAGUUGCACUUAAAACUUUCCUGGAGUAGCUUAAACUCAUUGUGUAUAUGUAGGCUACCUAACUGCAUCCUUUUUUGCUUAAAAAACUAACAAACUUUAAUUCAUUUACAGGCAUUAUUGAUGUAAAUCAUUGUUGUAUUCAUUAUUCAGAAGUGUUAAGACUUAAGACAACAGACAUUGACUGAGUUAUCCUAAUUCAAGUCAGGACUCAAGACAGUAGCCUAUAAAUAGGGCACAAAAGUUUAACAAACUUUUUUUUUAUGCCCAUAUGUAUCACUGUUUGCAUUAAAUAAAGUUAUUGUAUAAACCAAUAAUUUAUUAUUUUGAGUGAGUCCCAUAUCAUCUGGCAAGUAUUAUCUCUGUCUAUUUGUAGGCUAAGUUCUGUUCAGUCUGCUGUAGCAUCUCUCUCUCUUUCUUUCUCCCUUUUUCUUUCUCAGGACAGAAGAUGCUGCUGCAGUCACUACUGUCCCUCAUUCUCAUCCUCGGGGUGGUGGUAGCCGUGCCGGCUAAAGAGAAGCGUGUCCAUCGCCAUAGUGACCUGAGUGACCACGCCCAUGACGACUCCACUGGUUUCCAGUAUGACCAUGAAGCCUUCCUGGGCAAAGAGGAAGCCAAGACCUUCGACCAGCUGACCCCCGAGGAGAGCAAAGACAAACUUGGGUACAUUAUUUUACAGAACACCCAGGCAGGCAGUGUCCCAAAUGGACAUUAUGCACUACUUUUGACCAGGCCCCAUAUUUCAUAUGUUAUGCACUACUUUUGACCCGGGUCCAUAUUCCCUAUGUACAGCAGUACCUUUGAACUGGGCCCAUAGGGCUCUGGUCAAAAAGAGUGAACUAUGUAUGAAACAGGAUGCCAUUUAGGAUGUAGCCCCACUAUCACUGCUCUAGGUUAGAAGUUACCCCCAGGUGCAUAUCUAGGAUCAGCUUGCCUUCUCUAAACUCCUACCCUUAACCAUUGGGAGGAGAAUGCAACUGACCUGAGAUCAGUGUCUAGGAACAACUGAAUCCUACUCCAAUAGACACCCCCUUGUGGUGCAUUAUUUCAUACACUAGUUCUGUAUCCCUAGCCACACCCAUCUGGCUAAGUCAACGUUACAUUUUACAUUUUAAUCAUUUAGCAGAUGCUCUUAUCGAGAGCGACUUACAGUUAGUGAGUGCAUACAUUUUUCAUACUGGCCCCCCAUUACAUCCUGAAUAGUUUUCAUACAGCAAAGCCCCUUAAUCUAAAUAAAUUGUCUGCAAGUAGAUUGUUCUUUUAUUUUACUUUCAAUCCUUUUUCUCUCUUUCUACACAUCCAUUUCCUGCUCUUCUCCCUCCUGCAGCCACCUACUCCUUUGCACUCUUACGUUUGACUACAGUUAUUGUAAUUGUGUUUGUUUGAAGACAUCUCACCCCCUGCCUCUGUCUUAGCAAUGGAAUGAAUGGUGUUUAAGGUUAUGACAUACUGUUAACAUUGACUUGUUCAAUCAAUCAAUCAAAUGUAUUUUAUAAAGCCCUUUUUACAUCAGCAAGUACACAGUAAGAUAAAAAAAAAAAAUCUCCCUCAGUUUAUGUCCACGUUUUCAAAAAACUCUUAAAUAUCUGCUCCAAAUUAAGAUUCAACAAAGUCUGCAGAACGAUUGGGGUGUCAGCUAAUACAUGCGACAUUGACUUUGAAAAAAAAAUAUUUUGGUUAUUAAAGUAAGUGAAGUGGAUUUACACCCAGUAACGGAAUUGCAGUAACAGAAUUUCAUCAUGGGUCCCUGAUCUGUACUACACAGAAAUGCAUAAUUAUGGAUAUGAAUGUCACUCUCUUCAGGGUGAUGUAUCCUAAAAAGGUAUAAAUAUGCAAUAACCUCCUUUGCAUAUUUGGGUAUUAUUCUACUAUUAUUUUAAUGAGCUCUGCCCCAAACAAGACCAAAUUUGGUUGUAAAAUGUUUUACGUUACCCAGCAAGAAAACCAAAAAUGUUGCUUAAAAAGAAAGGGGGAUCUAACAAAGACUCACUGACAACAACCAAAACGAAACAGGUGGGGUUUUAGGAGGGGUUCUAAAAGACACUCAUGGGGGUGUCCACUGAAAAUUGCAUAGCAACAACAACUGGGACCUAAAAGACACCCACCAUGAGCUCCCACUAAAUUUGCCCAGUAAGAGGCAAACAAAUGAAAAACCCACACCAAACUUCAAGACAGGAAGCAAACCAAAAAGUUAAGCAAAACGAAAACAGGGAAACCUGUAACAAAUGUAUAUACAGUAUACCAAUUUCUCAAAAAUAUACUCUUAGCAUUCAUUUGACACCCAAUUUGAUAUGCUCCUAUGAACUUCACGUUGGUGCUCAUGGGUCCUUUUACAUGGAAAUGACCUUAUACAGAAACCCAGCCUAAAACCCCAAAGAGCAAGCAAUGCAGAUGUAGAAGCACAGUGGCUAGGAAAAACUCCCUAGAAAGGCAGGAACCUAGGAAGAAACCCACAGAGGAACCAGGCUCUGAAGGGUGGUCAGUUCGCUUCUGUAGGUAGUAGGCUUAGUUGGCUUGUUCUGUCCCUUUGGCAGGAAGAUCGUAGAUCGCAUCGACACAGACAAGGAUGGUUUCGUGAGCCAUGGGGAACUGCACCAGUGGAUCAAACACAGGCAGAGAAGGUACAUCGAGGAGAAUGUGCUGAAGCACUGGAAGGAGUACGACCAGAACAAGGAUGGGAAGAUCGGCUGGGAGGAAUACAAGAACACCACCUACGGCUACUACCUGGGUACGACAAGGGAGGAUGUGUGUGUGACUGUGUGUGUGUGGACUAGCCUAACUUUGAGGCGAAUGAGCGAGGGGGUGGGACAUCAAAAGGGUAGUCCCAAUUUACCAGGGGUGUACAGUCAGUGUAUUAUUAGUAGGCUAUAUGGGUGUUAAAGAUUGUUGGAAUGAUGGGCAGGGUUUGGCACAACCAAGAUACUAUUUAUGUAGGGGCUAAUUUGAUAUAAUUACUACGUGAUAUGAGGAGAGAUUGAUCAUGAGCUACAAAGACAAUCCAAAAAUGAGAUGGGAAUGAGAGGGGAGAGCUCAACACGACAGUACAGUAGUGGCUAUUCAGCUAUGGGAUAGUGGUGUGAUUUUAGGCACUUACUGUUAAUACAAAGGGGUUACCACAAUAUCCAUGUAUUUUAUCCUUGAUACAAAGAAACAAACCUAGGUGGAACACAGAACAUGUUAACACAAUUUGCCCUUUGGAGUUAAAGUAGAGAUAAUCUGUAAUAGAGAGGGUAAAUUAGUGACACAUAUCACUGUUAAACUCUGAUUCAAAAGGUUUUAGUAGGCUAACCUUUGUUUGACUACAGUACACAACCCAAGAGUAUUUACACUGACAGUGUAGCUCUGGGCCAGUAUGAAUAAAGCGUAUCAGAGUAGGAGUGAUCAGUUUAGCCUAUUAGAUCAUAAUAAGUAACAUUAUAUGAACAGGGGGGACCUGAUCCUAGAUCAGCACUCCUACUCUGUGAUGCUUGAUCUGUUUUACAAAGCCAUGUCUUGACUCUGAGAAUGUCCUCCGCUCCAUUGCAGAUGAGGAGUUCGAUGACGUGGAUGACAAGUCUAGCUACAAGGCCAUGCUGACUAGAGACGAGAGGCGCUUUAGGACAGCUGACCGCGACGGGGACGGCAUCGCCACCAAGGACGAGUUCACCUCCUUCCUUCACCCCGAGGAGUACGACCACAUGAAGGCCGUUGUCAUACAGGUCAGUCAAUUGACUGGGAUCAGUCACUAGAGUCACAAGAUCAAUCAAAUUCUGGGGAACAUCCAGAUGGUGCACUUUUUUCUCCAGCCCACUUCUAAACAACUGUCUUUUUUUCUGUUUCGCUUCAGGAAACAGUAGAAGACAUUGACAAGAACGGUGAUGGAAAGAUCACCCUUGACGAAUACAUUGGUUAGUCUCUCCUUCAACCUACUACCCUUUCCAAACAGAGAAUAUACAAUAUGUCAUCAACCAAACAUAAUCUGGUUCUUUAUACAUUUUAUGAGAACAAAAAAUGAAAUAUUUCAUUUAUUUUAUUACCCAUCUAUGAGUGAUAUUCUUGGGUCCACAACCAACUGUAUAUGUUAAAUGACAAGUGCUAGUAUGCGUACACAAAGAGAAGAUAACCUAGAGAUGCACGGUAGGCAUGAUUUUGAAAGUGAUUUUCUCCCCAGUGUAUGGACCAGUGGUUUUCAAACCUCUCCUCGGGGACCCUCAGUCGUUUCACAAUUUUGUUGUAGCCCUGAACUAGCUCAUAACCCCUGGAAUAGACUUUAGAAUUACAACACCUUCUGUAUAAGCUGUAACCUGUUCUCUCCACCACAGGGGACAUGUUCACACCUGAGAACGGAGAGAGUGAACCAGACUGGGUGCUGACGGAGAAAAAACACUUCACAGAGUUCAGAGACACCAACAAGGUACACUAGUCUGCUGCUACUGGAUCACCUUAACAUUGACAACAUUCUCUCCUUCUACAUUACUAUUUAAGUCAGUACACUUACAGUACCCUACCCCUCAGACCAGCCAUGUCAAUACUUACACACACACCCCUCUCUCUGUGGACAUACUAAGUUAACAGGUUUGUGUCUUGUGUUGUCAGGAUGGUUUGUAACAGCUCUCUAUGCGUGUUGUGUUGUCAGGAUGGUUUCCUGGAUAACCAUGAGGUAGCUCAGUGGAUCCUGCCAGGAGAUAUUGACUAUACUGACAAUGAGGCUAAGCACCUCAUCCACGAGACAGACACAGACAAGGUACGCAUCUCCCCAGUCCCACUGCCUGAACUCACCCUUACCCCAAACCAAAAGCUCCAUACCUGUACACCCCUUACAACUAAUGUUUCUUAACCCACUUCCACACACAAUCUUAUCCCCUCCAAAGCACCCCUAGCUAGGUGUCCUCUUCACCCCUCCCCCAUCCCUGUACUCCUCUAAAACUCACACCUCCACCACCGGUGUACCCCUUUCUACCCUCACCCCACAUCAAAUACCCCCAUACCUACAACUAUUGUGCAGUGCACACCCCCACCCGUUCACGCCCCUUCCAACUCACCCCGUAGCAUCUCCCCUUCCUCUCUGACCUCCUUACACCUUCCCCCAACCUCACACCUUGACUCCUGUUACAACUGACCACUGUAUUUGGUGACAUGUGCAAUGCGUAGGCCUAUCCUACAUUACAGGGAGUAAAUAUACCAUGGUGUCUUGUGGUAAUAAUACAAUAAGUCUCCUAGCUGUUUAAAUUAGGAACUUUUAAAAAUAGUAGCAUUUAUGCUAAAAACAAAACAGAUGUUACAUCCCAAAUGGCAACCUCUUCCCUGUAUAGUGCACUACUUCAGCCCUAUUGGCCCUGUUCAAAAGUAGUGCACUAUGGGGAAUAGGGUGCCAUUUGCGACACUACAGAGACUUAUAUGAGCCUGGGUGCAGAUUCAGGGCUCACUCUCACAACUCACAUCACACACUGUCAGCCUGAACACAGCUAAUAAUCAACAUAAUGGAAUUAAUUGGGGGUGUUAAUUAUAAUUAAUCUCUUUCUCUCCCUCUGUCCUUCAUUCACGCUUUUCUCACUGUUAUCUAUCCCUUUUUCGCCCUCAUUUUCAUUCCACUCUCCCUCUUUUUCGUCCUUCUCUCUUUCAAUCAUGACCGCAAUGAAUGGUGAUGGGCUGGACCUGAAAUUUGCCUCCUCUGCGAUUGGACGAAACAGGAUGACAAAAUAACCAAGAAGGAGAUUCUGGCCAAUUGGAACAUGUUUGUGGGGAGCCAGGCGACCAAUUAUGGAGAGGAUCUCACCAGGCGACAUGACGAGCUUUGAUGAAGUCAAGCGAAGGCAUGGGGAGGAGUUAAGGGCUCCGUUUGCAUCGCUCUCUGCGUAGUUCCAUGUACAUUGUGCAGCUGAAUUUUUGGAACGGACCGUAUACGUACUCUGUUUGCGUAGAGCCUUUAAGGGGAGGGAGGGAUUUUCAAAAUACAUAUUGGGGUUUUGUAUUGUGAAAGGGCAUACACUUCAUGGAGAAUACUGUUACGGAGCAGGGUAGGGGGAAGUGCUGAGGGGGGAAAAGGUCACGGGUCAUAUUUAUACUGUUGAACACACAUUUCUAUGGGAGGUAACGGGAGCAUGGCAAUAAGUGUUUACACACGCAGAUACAUAGCCACAACCUCUCACAGAGAGACUCUAACCGAACACACAAUCAUGCUCAAGUGUGAACAAAGACAGACACUCCACAAGUCAAGCUUAUUUUUACUGCACCAUAUAUAGAAUAAAUAUACACUUGGUUUACACAGGGUGGGAAGGGGGGGGGGGGGGGAGGCAGGAGACAAUUGAAUGACACUUUUGUGGUGAAACAUUUAUCUCUGAAUUUAAAAUAAAGCCAUGUUGGUUUUUCUACAAAAAGACAGUUUUAUUUUUCUUCAUGACAUAGCAUUAACUACUGUCCUAAGCAACUUAAUUACUCAAAUGUAAUUUGUUUCCUGGUGCUUGAACAGUUUACCACACCACCUCCACCUGCUAAAUGGUGAAUUGUCUAAUGUUAGUUUGCCCAGAUUCCUUUCUCCAUUUCUCUCAAUCUUUAUCUUCUACUUCCCUUAUCCUCCAUCCCCCUCCUUCUCUCUUAGGAUGGGCGUCUCUCUCUCUCGGAGGUCAUGGACAAGGUCGACUUCCUGAAGUCAAGCACGCUGACUGACUAUGGAGGUAUGUCGGUGGAUGAGGGUCACGAAGAACUC